AUCUUGUAUAUCAUCAAUAAAUUAUAAUUGUAAUUGGUUAACACGAACUAUGUUUAGCAAUUGAUCGAGGUUUUGCAUCAGCUGACUGCAAUGGCCUCCAGAGGAACUGGAACGCUGAUUUGGGUGUGUCUGUUAUGGCUUUUCUUCCUCUGCGCCACCAUUGCUUUCUUUCAGCUCCACUUGGUAGACAACAGAACCAAUCAACCUUCCUCUCGUGAUCAGCGCUCGGAUAUCCCUUUGGGACAAGAUUUGGAGGGUGUUACUCACAAGGUGUAUUUCGACAUAGAGAUCCAUGGGAAAUUAGCGGGUCGCAUAGUCAUGGGCCUUUUUGGAAACACAGUUCCGAAAACUGUAGAAAACUUUCGGGCGCUUUGUACGGGAGAGAAAGGAAAGGGAAGAAGUGGGGUGUCUCUUCAUUAUAAAGGAAGCACAUUCCAUAGGAUUAUACCAAGCUUUAUGGUCCAGGGUGGUGAUUUCACCCGUGGUGAUGGGAGAGGAGGAGAAUCAAUCUAUGGUGAAAAGUUUGCUGAUGAAAACUUCAAGCUGAAGCAUUCUGGACCAGGAUAUUUAUCUAUGGCGAAUUCUGGGCAAGACACCAAUGGCUCCCAGUUUUUCAUAACCACAGUUAAAACCAGCUGGCUGGAUGGACGCCAUGUUGUAUUUGGCAAGGUACUUUCUGGUAUGGACGUAUUGUACAAGAUUGAAGCAGAAGGAAGUGAAAGUGGCUCGCCUAAGAACAAGGUCGUCAUAUCAGACAGUGGAGAAUUAACUUCAUGACAUGGUUUAUUUAUACAAGUUGAGAUUAUUCUACUGUGUUAACGAGCCAUCUUUGCCCAACACCAUGAUUCACAAACUCUGCAUAUUUCAUCAUUCAGUAGAUGAAUAAGUUUGCAGAUAUUAGUGUAAUUUAAGUCUGGAUUGUUGUUUUUGCAUGUUUGUUUGUCCACACUAGUCUUGCUAUAAUGGAAAAAAAUUAGAGAUUGCCAGAGUGGGGAUACUCAUCAACAAUAUGCAUCAGGCUGUAUUGUGUUAUCUGAACUUUUCUUAUGUAAUAGGUACGAGGAUAGUUUAUUUAUUCAA
Molecule: messenger RNA, 1080 nt
Organism: Vigna angularis (adzuki bean)
Lineage: Eukaryota; Viridiplantae; Streptophyta; Magnoliopsida; Fabales; Fabaceae
Product: peptidyl-prolyl cis-trans isomerase CYP19-4
Exons: 7
Coding region: 91-777 (228 amino acids)
Biological process (GO): protein peptidyl-prolyl isomerization; protein folding
Cellular component (GO): intracellular membrane-bounded organelle
Molecular function (GO): peptidyl-prolyl cis-trans isomerase activity
Source: RefSeq, a predicted model, not a curated record